Molecule: messenger RNA, 1349 nt
Organism: Trichoderma harzianum CBS 226.95
Lineage: Eukaryota; Fungi; Ascomycota; Sordariomycetes; Hypocreales; Hypocreaceae
Product: glycoside hydrolase family 12 protein
Exons: 4
Coding region: 250-1242 (330 amino acids)
Biological process (GO): polysaccharide catabolic process
Molecular function (GO): cellulase activity
Source: RefSeq, a predicted model, not a curated record
GGCACAUGUACAUGUACAUGCGCUUCGUACCUCGUAACCCGUACCUUGGACAAAGCUCCAGGUCCUCGUAUCGCUGACUCUCCUCUCACGAGAAGUUGAGCUUCCCCCUCCAUCCAUUCGACAAAAGCAUCUCAAAAUCUCUCGACGGCCCUCGACGACCCUCGACGACGCUCGCUCGUUGACUUCCGCAGCUUUGCGGCAACAGACGCUCGUUUUUUCUUUCUUCUCUCGCUUUUUCCCGCAGCCGCCAUGACAAUCCGCAUCCUCGUCAACGCGGCGCUGCUGGCCAUCCCCAUCGCCGUCACUUUGGGCAUCUUGUUCGGCCUCCAAUCGCACCGAGCAGCAACCGGCCAGCCGCCUCUGUUUGCGCCUGAGCCUCCCCCGAUUCCCUCUCCCAAGCCGCCGGCACCACCAAAGAAUGGUGUCACCAAAACGAGAUACUGCCAGAAAUCGUUUGGAAUUACGCCUGAUACAGAGGGCCAGCAAUAUACCUUGAAUCCUAAUCAAUGGAACUGGAACCCGGGUGACCCGGGAGCGCUUUGUGUUAAUGUCACCACGUUUAACAACGGCACAUAUGCCACAAAGACCACGGCUCCCCAGUUUAUGAUUUCUUGGCAGUACCCCCCUGGACCGGAGGAUAACCCAGUUCACGCUUUCCCCAACAUCCAGGUCGACAGCGAUGUAUUCCCUGCGGCCAUUAGCAGUAUCUCCAAGGUCGACGUAGACCUCGCAUGGUCCUACGGUAUUGGUAACGAGACUACUGUUGCCGCGAGUCUCGCCGAUCUCACAGCCGAUAAUCUCAACACCAACGUUGCCAUCGACAUGUUCAUCGACAGCGACAAGACGGCUGCCCAAAACCCUUCAAAGGCCAAGUACGAACUCAUGGUUUGGUUUGCUGCCAUUGGCCCUGCUACUCAGCCCAUCGGCUUUGCCACAGGUCCUGUUUCCACUCAGACGCUUGACGGCAACGAUUUCAAUCUUUACGCUGGUACUAACCAACAGAAGCAAAACGUCCUGACAUGGUACACGAACACGCCGGUGGAAAAGUUCAACGGAGACAUUUCUCCUCUUAUCAACAGCCUGUUUAAGCUCACCUCUACCACUACCGAGCUUCCAAAGUCUGGCGACUACCUAGGAUACCUGGCUCUGGGCUCUGAGGCCUUUUCCGUGGACAAAACAGUCACCCUCUACGUGCCAAAACUAUCGAUAGAUAUAGAAACAGCUACCUCAAGUAGCACCUAAUAAUACAGCGACCUGAUUUUUUUUUUCUCUUUCACUGUAUCUCGCCAAGGACCCUGCUCGAUCAUUACCUCAUUUGACCUGCCGACACGAUCUAAUUGGGAUAUAUA